GAUAGGCGGCGCCUGCGGCCACCUCCCGAUCCGCCCUGCGCUCCCACCGUACCCCCGCUCCCACUCUCCCCCUGCUCCCUGCAUCCUUCCGCUCCCCCCCCUCCGCUUCCCCAUCAGCUCCAUCCCUUCCUUAUGUCCCUGCCCGCCACUUCCUCCGUUUCCCCUCUCUCUCCAUCCCUUCCUCUGCUCUCCCUCUCUCCCCCGCCUCCACCCGGCUCCGGCCCGCCCAGCGCCCGCAGCAUGUUCGAGCGGGAGGGCGGCUGGAGCUUCUCGUUCUCGGGCUCGGGGUUCCUGGGGCUCUACCACGUGGGGGUGACGGCCUGCCUGGACGAGCGCGCCCCGCACCUGCUCCAGGGCGCCGACAAGAUCUACGGCAUCUCCGCCGGGGCGCUGAGCGCCCUGAGCUGGGUCUGCGGGAAGUCGGCGGAUUUCUGCUGCUCGAUUAUCUUGGACACCGUCAAGGAGGUCAGGAGGAGAAGUCUUCCCUCGUUUGACGUCAUCGGACUUCUGAAGAAAGGUCUCUGUGAGCACCUGCCGGACAACGCCCACGAGGUGGCCUCGGGCAAGCUGGGCAUCUCCCUGACCCGGUGGCCCGACGGUCAGAACGUGGUGGUCACAGAGUUCGCCACCAGGGAUGAGCUCAUCCAGGCAAUGGUCUGCAGCAUGUUCAAUCCCUUCUACUGUGGUCUGGUUCCUCCGAUGUUCAGAGGAGUGCGCUACGUGGACGGAUCCCUGAGCAACAGCGUGCCUCUGAGCGAGCGCAGCUCCACGAUCACCGUCUCCUCCUACACCGGGACCCUGGACAUCUGCCCUCGGAGCCGCUCCGCCUGCUUCCACGAGCUCACCACCUGCAACGUCUGCUUCCAGACCCUCACCGAGAACCUCCACCGUCUCGUGCUGGAGCUCCUUCCCCCGGACCUCCGGAUAUUUUCCAGGCUCUGCAAGCAAGGUUACUUUGAUGCGCUGAGAUUCUUGGAGCAGCACGGAAUUGGGUCACCAUCAGCCCUGUCCACCCACGUAUCCCAGCGAGAGUCUUCGGCGGGCGCAGGCACUGCUGCUCUCAGGGGUUGUGGCGGCGCUGGCAAAGGGGAGGCCAUAGAGCAGGUGGCCGGAUGUCACGCUGAAGGGCUGGGGACCCCCGGCUCUGCAAAGGAGAUUCAAGACCUCAAGAUCCUGUCUCCUGAACUGAAAAAAGCUUUAAGGAAAGCGUGUGAGGAGGACAGGGGCCUCUUCGCCCGGUUUUCCCGCUCCUUUCCCGGCCGUAUGUUGACCUACUUCACGCUGCCCUGUAUCUUGCCAUUGGAGUACGUCUAUUUUUGCACCCAAAGGUUCGUGGAGUGGCUACCGGAUCUCCCUGACGACGUGGCGUGGAUGCGGGGGGAACUGAAGAUAUUCGGCUGCUUCGUCCUCUCUCGCCUCAGAGCGCGGCUCCUCAGAGCCCCGGGGCCCUGGGAACACCCCGGCCUGCACCCCCGAACCUCUCCGGCCUCCCGGAGACACUGUCGGGGGCUCGGGAAUGCCACGCCAGGGUAGAAACAGCUCAAUCUCCAGCUCUGGCCUAGCUGUGGUACCUGACUGGGACAGCCUCCCUCCUGCUCUUCUUCGAUUGGACAAUUGUUAAUCAACUAUCUUUUUAUCCCCCCCAAGGAGCCAAAAUUAAAUAUUUUAUUCAUCUAUUCA
Messenger RNA from Ornithorhynchus anatinus (platypus), 1680 nucleotides. RefSeq names its product patatin-like phospholipase domain-containing protein 5. NCBI's taxonomy places the organism in Eukaryota, Metazoa, Chordata, Mammalia, Monotremata, Ornithorhynchidae. Gene Ontology annotation, cellular component: cytoplasm; membrane; lipid droplet. The coding region runs from base 133 to 1533 and encodes 466 amino acids. The transcript has 9 exons. The record is from RefSeq and is a predicted model, not a curated record. Gene Ontology annotation, biological process: triglyceride catabolic process; lipid homeostasis. Gene Ontology annotation, molecular function: triacylglycerol lipase activity.